This is a messenger RNA of Funneliformis geosporum, 594 nucleotides long. The record is from the annotation of a GenBank genome assembly. NCBI's taxonomy places the organism in Eukaryota, Fungi, Glomeromycota, Glomeromycetes, Glomerales, Glomeraceae.
AUGGAAGGAAUUUUUGAAGAGUUAAACCAACAACAAAAACAAGCGGUAUAUGAGGAAAGUUCUCGUAUCUGCGUUAUUGCCGGACCGGGUUGUGGCAAAACCAAAACCCUCGUUAGCCGAAUUAUUUACUUAUUAUCCAGUCAAAAAGCCCAACCUCGAAAUAUAUUAGUGCUAACUUUUGCCAAAAAGGCGAUUAAAGAAAUUAAAAAACGGGUUUUCUCUCACCUUAGCGAUAUUUCUCCCCGAGAACUUCAUAUCCAUAACUUUCACUCUUUUUGCUUUCGGAUUCUUAACCGACACGCCCACCUCUUAGGCUUUCCCGAAAAUAAAUUUCCGGUCUAUGACCGCCACGAGCAAGAAACUGUAAUUCGUAAAUUACUCUACCAAGAAAAUUAUAAUACUGAAAAGAAAGAGAUAAAUACCAUUAUUUCCUGUAUUAAAUAUUUAAAAACCAACCAAGCCCUUGAUUUUAACGAUUUACUUCUUUAUACCAUAAAACUUUUUAACUAUCACUCUCCGGUGCGGGAAGAAUAUCAACGACAAUUUACCCAUAUUUUACUGGACGAGUUUCAAGAUAUCAAUGCUAUUCAAUGA